Dioscorea cayenensis subsp. rotundata (Guinea yam) is the source of this 1427-nucleotide messenger RNA. RefSeq names its product protein STRICTOSIDINE SYNTHASE-LIKE 10-like. The transcript is spliced from 9 exons. Bases 767 to 1315 code for a protein of 182 amino acids. The record is from RefSeq and is a predicted model, not a curated record. Lineage: Eukaryota; Viridiplantae; Streptophyta; Magnoliopsida; Dioscoreales; Dioscoreaceae.
CACCUCCCGAUCCAGCACGGCAAAACUCUCUACUCUUUUGCCUCACCUCCGGCGUGAGAAAGGGUUAGGGUUCCGGUGAGCUCCAUCAAUGAGGGUGAAGAAACAGAAGAGACACCGCAAGGCGGUGAGGUUCUACUCAGUGCGCUUUGGAUUCCGUGAACCCUACAAGGUCCUCUGCGAUGUAAGCCAGCGUCUCCUCGCAGCCCGUGUGCUACUUUUCUCCUCUCGCUGAGUCGUUGUUGAGCUCCAAGUGCUUGGUGAAUCCCACUCUGAAGCUCUUAAUGCCGCUCGCCAGCUUGUCACCAUGAGAUGAGACCAUGAGAAGAGGGUGAGCGCCACUGCGUGCAUAGAAUCGAUCAUCGGAAAGUCGAAUCUCAAGCACUUCUUUGUGCCCACGCAGGACGCUAAUCUUCGAAUGAUUUCUUGUUGUCAUUAUUUAGACCUCUUUGAUUUUUUUUUUUAUGUUAAUUGCAGAUUUUGGUGGAACUAUUCUUUUGAUUACCAUAUAGUUUUUUUGGUGCUCUUAAGCAUUCAUUCAGGACAUGCUAAGCAUUGGUGGAAGGGUGCAUGGUUUGGGAAAAAAUUGCUCUGAUGAAAUUUAUUUGAAGCUACGCACUAGUACAGGUUAUUAAUGAAGAUCUAUAUUUUUGGGUGAAGAGAUACUUAGCAAGCAGUGGUACAUUUGUGGGAAUGUGUUGACUGAAGCUGAUGUCCGCUUGUUUGUCACUCUUAUAAGAUUUGAUGAGGUUUAUGUUGAUCAUUUCAAAUGCAACAAGAAGCUGAUACGAGAGUAUCCAAAUCUGUUCAACUACACCAAAGACAUAUACCAAACCAAAGGGAUAUUGCCAACCUCCAUGUCCAAGACAAGCUCCUUCUCUCAUCAUCUUUGGCCCCUGAAAGCAUCACCUUCGACACCGAUGGCAAAGGCCCCUACACUGGCAUCUCUAAUGGCCAUAUACUCAAAUGGAGAGGCUGUAGUCUUGGUUGGCAAGAGUUUGCCACCACUUCAAACAUCAGGACAAGUAACUAUGAUAGCAUAAAAUAUUUCCAUGUAAGUUUAGAGAGUAAAUAUGGGAGGCCAUUGGGGUUGCAGUUUAAUAAAGGCACCGGUGAUCUUUACAUCACUGAUGCUUAUUUUGGAUUAUUAACUAUUGGACUUGAGGGAGGAAAGGUAGCACAGGUUGCUGUGACUACUAUGGCUGUUGAUGAUCAACCAUUUGGGCUCACUAAUGGUUUGGAUGUUGAUCAACAGAAUGACAUGGUUUAUUUCACUGAUAACAGUACUCAUUUCCAAAGAAGAGAGCAAAUCCAUUGAACCCAAUGAGCAAUGGAGGUGAGAGUGUUAAAGAAGAGGUGUCCCAUGAAUCUUCGGAAGGCCACCAUUUGCUAUCCCGCAAUCGAUGAGGGAGGAGCAAGUGCAAAAUCUG